CCGCGGCUCUCGGCCCCCGCAGCAUCCUCAGACCCCAUGGAGAACGCGCCCGCCGCGGCUUCCUGAGUGCGGGCGCCGCCGCCGUCCAAACUGCGCGCUGGGGUCCUCCAUCUCGCCCCUCUUAGGGGCGUCCGAGAGGCCAGCGAAGAGUGCACCAUGAAGUCCGUGCUGUUCAGCCGCUUCUUCAUCCUCCUGCCCUGGAUCCUAAUCGUCAUCAUCAUGCUCGACGUGGACACGCGCAGGCCCGCGCCCCCGCUCACCCCGCGCCCCUACUUUUCUCCCUACGUGGUGGGCCGCGGGGGUGCCCGACUCCCGCUCCGCAGGGGCGGCCCCGACAGCAGCCCCGGGCGCGGCUGGCAGAAGCGCAACGAGUCGCGGCCACAAGCACGGCCGCGGCCCGAGCCGCCUCUGCCCACCAUCUAUGCCAUCACGCCCACCUACAGCCGCCCGGUGCAGAAAGCCGAGCUGACCCGCCUGGCCAACACUUUCCGCCAGGUGGCGCAGCUGCACUGGAUCCUGGUGGAGGACGCGGCGGCGCGCAGCGAGCUGGUGAGCCGCUUCCUGGCGCGGGCCGGGCUGCCCAGCACGCACCUGCACGUGCCCACACCGCGGCGCUACAAGAGGCCCGGAUUGCCGCGCGCCACGGAGCAGCGUAACGCGGGUCUCGCCUGGCUGCGCCAGAGGCACCAGUAUCAGCGCGCGCAGCCCGGGGUGCUCUUCUUCGCCGACGACGACAACACCUACAGUCUGGAGCUGUUUCAGGAGAUGCGAACUACACGUAAAGUCUCUGUCUGGCCAGUGGGCCUGGUUGGUGGGCGACGCUAUGAACGUCCGUUGGUGGAAAACGGCAAAGUCGUUGGCUGGUACACCGGCUGGAGAGCAGACAGGCCUUUUGCCAUCGACAUGGCAGGAUUUGCUGUGAGUCUUCAAGUCAUCUUGUCCAAUCCAAAAGCUGUAUUUAAGCGUCGUGGAUCCCAGCCAGGGAUGCAAGAAUCUGAUUUUCUAAAACAGAUAACAACAGUUGAAGAACUGGAACCAAAAGCAAGUAACUGCACUAAGGUUCUCGUGUGGCACACUCGGACAGAGAAGGUUAAUCUAGCCAACGAGCCAAAGUACCGCCUGGACACAGUGAAAAUUGAGGUAUAAACUGAAGCAGCAAGUGGUGCAGUUUGCCUGGCUAAUGGACGUGGAAGAGGAGUCCGGAGGUCAGGCUGCAGAACGUUCAGGUAUUGUUCACUUGACUUCAGUACGACAGCCUGUGUUGUCAUCUGACGGACAUCUGUUUCAGCAGAGCUUGUCUGUCCACUAACACAGCUGACGGGAUGGGAUCAAAUGUAUGUUUUUGUCUUCAUUUGUUCUGCAUGUCUUCCCUACAACUAAACUGGCAGUUCUUUGUACAGUACGGCUAGUGACACUGGAGGAUACGAUUGUGAGUAUCUUACGUACUUUUUGUUCUUCCCAUUUGGCCUUA
Messenger RNA from Leptonychotes weddellii (Weddell seal), 1471 nucleotides. RefSeq names its product beta-1,3-glucuronyltransferase 2 (gene B3GAT2). The record is from RefSeq and is a predicted model, not a curated record. Gene Ontology annotation, molecular function: galactosylgalactosylxylosylprotein 3-beta-glucuronosyltransferase activity. Gene Ontology annotation, cellular component: Golgi membrane. Gene Ontology annotation, biological process: chondroitin sulfate proteoglycan biosynthetic process; carbohydrate metabolic process. Lineage: Eukaryota; Metazoa; Chordata; Mammalia; Carnivora; Phocidae.